AUGGGAGCGUGUACAGAGCCAGGGCCGUUGGAGCGCGACAGUAGAUGUUCGUCCACGCUAAGCCCGCCUUUCCUUAGGUCGCAGCCUCACUCGCACCACUCCUCCAGACACAGCAGCGCCCACCCGCUCACCGCGUCGUCGCACUUCGCGUCGCCGUAUGCGUCCGUGCUCUGCGCCAUCUCGCUCAGCCCCACCGCGUCGUGGCCGCGCCUCACCAUGCGCAACUUUGGACUGCCGCGCCUGUGGUUGCUGCUAACCGUCUUCACCGUCGCGUCGCUGGGGCUCGUCGCCGUGCGGUUGCACCCUGCGAAACCGAGAGUAGCGGCGGUUCCAGCGAGGGCCGCGAGAGUGAUAACGCUCAAGGAGGUGCUUGACGGUGCAUUAACGGCCGCCGGCGGCGAUCCGUCGGCAGCGGCGGCGCUAGCGGCGGCGUUGGAAGAGGAGUACGGCGGGCCCAGCGGGCUACCCGACCCGGAUCGCCCGUUCCCCGAGGCGCCGCAGCAGUUGACGGCGGGGGCAGAGGAUGGCGGCGACGGCAAGUCGGCUUCCGGGAAUGUGGUGGAGGCGUCGGUGGCGUCGUCGCUGUCGCGCACGGUGAUCGUGACGGCGCUGUCGGAGGCGUGGGCGCCCAUGAUGCGCUUCUUCCUCGACCGCCUCCGCCUCGUCGAACAGCAGGGGCGCGCGGAGGGGGAGGCGGAAGCGGAGGGGGGGCUGAACCGGCUGGUGGAUCGACUGGUGGUGGUGGCGUACGACGACGCGAGCUUCGACGUGUGCUGCUCGCUGGGGCUGCACUGCUACUUCGACUGGCAGGACGACGCCGAGGAGAAGGAGGACUUCAGCGGCGACCAGAAACACUUCAUGACGCCCGCUUACAUCCACCUGGUGUGGCGGAAGGUGCACGUGGUGCGCAGCAUGUUGGCGCAGGGCUACGACGUGGUGUUCACGGACAACGACAUUCUCUGGCUGCGCAACCCGCUGCCGCACCUGCUGCUCGCCGCGCCCGAGGACAUGCACAUGAGCGUCGACUGGUGGCACGCCGACUCGCGCAAGGUGAUGGGCAACGGCGGCUUCUACGCGGCGCGCAGCAACACGCGCAUGCUCAAGUUCUUCGACGACUGGAUCGCCUGGCACAAGCGGCUACCGAAGCACCGCAUCCAGCAGAUCUUCGACUGGAUCCGCCCCGAGGCCAACCCCUUCACGCGCACCGCCACGCCGCUCACCGUGCGCUACCUGCCCACGGCGCACUUCGGCGGGUUCUGCGAGAUGGGCGCGCGGAUGGCGGAGCUGGUGACGGUGCACGCCACGUGCUGCUUCGGACUCGACUCCAAGCUGCGCGUGCUGCGCAAGGUCGCCGCGGACUGGGACUGGAUGCGCGCGCUGCCCCACGACGUGGGCGAGCGGCUGGAGGAGCACGGGUUCACGUGGCAGAGACGCUCCCGCUCUGCGGGGGCAGCAGCGCAUCUGCAGGUGAAGGUGGUGUGGCGGGCAGCAGAGCAGCAGGCACGGGGUGGGCCAUGGGGCAUGGCUCGGGGCUGA
Molecule: messenger RNA, 1536 nt
Organism: Closterium sp. Naga37s-1
Lineage: Eukaryota; Viridiplantae; Streptophyta; Zygnematophyceae; Desmidiales; Closteriaceae
Source: the annotation of a GenBank genome assembly